AUGGUGCCGGAGCCGAGCACGUCGCCGGAGCAAGACCGACGGGGGCGGCGUGGGAGGACGGCGUCGCCGAGGGGGAGGCCCACAUCUUUGGUCCGUCUCAAACGGCUAAAGUCGGACGGCGACGACGGGACGGAGCGGGACGGAGGGGCGGCGGCAUGGGAGGAUGGUGGUGAUGUGGCGUCGCCGAGGGAGGACGGUGAUGGCGACGACGCCAUACCGUAUGGCCUUAGUGGCCCUAGGUUAAUAAGCUUAACAGACCAGCCCUCGGAACCCUUUAACCCUAAUUCUCCAAGCCCCCCCCCCUAUUUAUAUGCAACUGCCCUUACCGGUUUUCUUCACCACCAUCCUCACCACUCACUAACACACACACACACACACACACCACAUUCUCAUACAAUGAAAUCCAUGGCUGCUCUCACUACUUUUGGGUUUUUCUUCCUGGGUUUCCUCUCAGUUCCCGCCGUCAACGCCGACGGCGGCUGGGUCAACGCUCACGCCACCUUCUACGGCGGCGGCGAUGCUGCCGGCACAAUGGGUGGAGCAUGUGGGUAUGGGAAUUUGUAUAGUCAAGGGUAUGGUACAAACACAGCAGCAUUAAGUACUGCUCUGUUCAACAACGGGUUGAGUUGCGGGUCAUGUUUCGAAAUCAAGUGUGUGAAUGACAACAAAUGGUGUUUGCCCGGCUCCAUUAAGGUUACCGCUACCAACUUCUGCCCACCUAACACCGCCUUACCUAACAACAACGGCGGGUGGUGCAACCCUCCACUACAACAUUUUGAUCUCUCUCAACCUGUGUUUCAACACAUUGCUCAAUACAAAGCUGGGAUUGUUCCUGUUGCUUACCGAAGGGUACCUUGUUUGAGAAGGGGUGGAAUUAGGUUCCAAAUCAAUGGUCAUUCCUACUUCAAUUUGGUGUUAGUUACAAAUGUGGGUGGUGCCGGAGAUGUACAUGCGGUGGCAGUCAAAGGGUCAAAGACCGGAUGGCAACAAAUGUCAAGAAACUGGGGGCAAAAUUGGCAAUCCAACACUUAUUUAAAUGGACAGGCCCUAUCUUUUAAGGUCACUACAAGUGAUGGCAAAACCGUAAUUUCUAACAAUGUGGUCCCGGCCGGCUGGUCUUUCGGGCAGACCUUCACGGGUGCCCAAUUCCGUUGAAAAGGACAUUUUUACCCUUAAUGGGUUGUAGGUUUAGUGGUCACCUAGUAUUUACUAUUGUAACUUUUUAGCUACUACAAUAGGUACUACAAUGUCUAUGGGCUUAGUUUCAAAGGGCCUUUUAGUCAUUUUGCUUUUUUUAGGGUUACCUUAGUAUUAAGAAAGGUUCCCUAGUAUUUUAAUAGUUGUGAUUUGUUGUUUUUGGUGUUGAAGGGCAGUGGUGAUCUUUUGCACCCGCCAGAAGAGGAUUUGACUUUUUUGCCCUUGUGGGUGGGCAUUUGGACUAGGUUAUGAUAUUGUGGUGUCUUUGUUUGCAAUGUUUUUGAUUUUAUGAGGUCUGAAGUUGUAAAUUUAGGGUUUUUAUUAGUAAUGGAAGGUGACUACAAAUAUCAUUAGUUAAGGUUGUUUGGUGUCCUAUUUAAUGUACUACAUUUAAUGGAUGAAAUACAACUAUUAAUGCUGUU
Messenger RNA from Helianthus annuus (common sunflower), 1619 nucleotides. Its product is annotated as expansin-A1. The transcript has 4 exons. Gene Ontology annotation, biological process: plant-type cell wall organization. The coding region runs from base 1 to 1155 and encodes 384 amino acids. Gene Ontology annotation, cellular component: extracellular region. NCBI's taxonomy places the organism in Eukaryota, Viridiplantae, Streptophyta, Magnoliopsida, Asterales, Asteraceae. The record is from RefSeq and is a predicted model, not a curated record.